CAAAAACGUCAAACAUCAAACUGUAUCUUUGUGAAAAAUUCGAAUUUUCUUUUUCAUUUUCUUUUUGGACGAAAAAAUAAUUAUUUUUAAAAUGUUUAUGGAGAUAAUCGAUUGGGAGAAUCCUCGUUUUUCCCAAUGGCAUCUCGAAAAUCUUGGUAAAUUAAAUCAAGCUCAAUCCGAUGCCUUUUUGGACGACGAUGAAGCUCAAGAUUUGAAAAUUACCGAAACCGAGCAAAUGGAGCUUUGUGAGAAGGUUCCGUGUCGAGUUGAAUUAUUUCAUUCGAAUGUCUGUUAUGGCGUUGAGAAAAGUUGGCCCAAGUUCCUAUUCAAAAAAGAUAAAUUAGAUGAUUUAUCCGAUGAACAAAGACGAAUUAUGUAUUGUAAAAUGGUUAAAUAUGGUGUCAAAUUAUAUAAAAAGUACGUCGACAAGGAUCGAUUGGAAACAAGACGGAAAAUACGAACAAAUUUUGCAUUAGCCCCGUACUUAGAAGAAUAUAGACUUAAAAAAUGCUUCAAUCGCAUUAAGGCGCUGGGAGAAUUGGAGCAGCCCGAACAACAAAUGUCAAGCGAUUCGGAGAGCUCACUAUUAACGGUGAUUGAAACACAAAAAAAUAACAAUAAUUCAGUUCACAGUGAGCAUAGCGAAUCGAAUGGUGUGGAAAUCGAACAUGAUAGUCGCAUUAUUUAUGAACACUCGUCUGAAGAUGACGAAGAUAAGGAUGAUGAUGAAUUUCUAUCGGCUAAUGAAGGAGACUUUGAAACAGAUGCAUCUGAAGUCGCAGUAAUGGCAACGCCAAUCAUUCAACAAUUGCGUCAAAAUCGAAAUAUUCAAUCAAGUCCAAUUGACUUAGAUGUUUCAAAUGCAAUUGAGACUGAUGAAAGUAUUGCCAUGGUCGUCGAAGUUGAAACUGAAUCGAACCAUCAAUCUGAAACAAAAUCGGAACCUUCAUCGGGUGAUAGGAAUAUAACAAAUAUUGAUGAGAGAUAUAACUAUCUAUUUUCCGAAGGUUCAGUAUCUUCAUCGAGAAAAAAUGGUGACGAUGAUGAAACCGUACAUUUGCCUUUGGCUACACCGGACUUUAACUCUAGUCAAUUUGUUGUAAUCAAUUCCAAUCGAUUGAACCAGCGUUUUGAAGGCAGCGAAAAUAGUUCAGACCUCUCACCGAAUCGAUACCAACUGCGAACCAGAAUUCAAUCCCCAACUGAAACGAAAGCAAACAUUUCACACAAUAAAAAGCGAUUAAGUCAAAGUUUUAACGAGAGACUGAAUAACCGCUCAACUAUGUCACCAAAUCGAUACCAACUACGUAAGCGAAAGAAAACUGAUUAAAAAUAAACAAAAUUCAUAGCAUGAAUUGUGAUUAUAUUUAUAAGUUGAAUAAUUUGUAUUCAACACAUUUUCCUAUACAUUUGUGUGCAAUUGUUUCCAACGUUGCCAAAAAGAAACAUUUAAAGUUGUAAUAAUGCCAGAAUGAAAAAAAAAAUUGUACGAUGAAAAAAGUGUACAUUAUCAUUAUCAUUCAAUUAAUGUAGAAACAUCAAUCAUAUAGAUGGCGACAUUUAUAUUUGUAGACGAUAAAAUUAAUUAGAAUAAGAAAUUCGACUGAAAAUACAUAAUCUCAAAAAUGUUUAUAAAUCAAAACACAUUGUAACACCUUACAAAUAGAGAAAAAAUAAAAUCGUCGUGUUUGUUGUUUUUUUUUAUUUCAA
Molecule: messenger RNA, 1710 nt
Organism: Contarinia nasturtii (swede midge)
Lineage: Eukaryota; Metazoa; Arthropoda; Insecta; Diptera; Cecidomyiidae
Exons: 2
Coding region: 92-1330 (412 amino acids)
Source: RefSeq, a predicted model, not a curated record